GUGAAAAUGCCGGGGAGGCGAUGUCGCCGCUGCUGAUCUGGGGCUACUGGCGUUCGGUGCUGGCCCGGGCCUGCCACCCCAGGUUUUCGGCGGGGUACUGCGGGGCCUCGGGCAGACAGGGUUGCGCGCAGGAACCCCCAGUCGGAGCGUGCGAGCUACGGGGCGAGCUGGACAGAUUCGGGGGCGUCUCAGUGCGCCUGGCGCGGCUCGGAGCGCUGGAUCGCCUGGACCCCGCCGCCUUCCUGAAGGGCUUGCAGGCUGCAAUACAGCAAUGGAGAUCAGAAGGUAGAAUAGCUGUGUGGCUGCACGUUCCCAUCCUCCAGAGCCGAUUUAUUGCCCCUGCCGCUUCCCUGGGCUUCUGCUUUCACCAUGCGGAAUCGGAUUCUUCAACGCUGACUCUGUGGCUGGGAGAAGGGCCCAGCAGAUUACCAGGAUAUGCUACACAUCAAGUAGGAGUUGCAGGAGCUGUGUUUGAUGAAAAUACUAGAAAAAUAUUGGUUGUACAAGAUCGAAAUAAAUUGAAAAAUAUGUGGAAGUUUCCAGGAGGCCUGUCAGAGCCUGGAGAAGAUAUUGGAGACACAGCAGUUCGAGAAGUUUUUGAAGAGACUGGUAUAAAAUCAGAAUUCAGGUCCCUCCUGAGUAUUCGGCAACAGCACACAAAUCCCGGAGCUUUUGGGAAGUCAGAUAUGUAUAUCGUCUGCCGCCUAAAGCCAUAUUCAUUCACCAUAAAUUUCUGCCAGCAUGAAUGCUUAAGAUGUGAGUGGAUGGAUCUCAAUGACCUGGUCAAGGCUGAAAAUACUACUCCCAUCACCAGCAGAGUUGCUAGACUGUUGCUAUAUGGGUACAGAGAAGGGUUUGACAAGAUUGAUCUGACCAUGGAAGAACUUCCAGCAGUUUACACAGGCCUGGUCUAUAAGUUGUAUCACAAGGAACUGCCAGAGAAUUACAAAACUAUGCCAGGAAUGGAUUAAAUUCACAUUUACAUGUUUAAAAAAUUUUUUAAGUAAAUUGUACAUGUAGAUUAACGUAUGCCAUAUUAUAAAAAGUAGUGAACAUUUGGGAUUGAUUAACUAAAUAUCUGACUCUAAUUUUCUAAUGUAUAUGAUUUCCAUGAAUAAAAUUUGUUUGUAAAUGUGCACAUUUUAAAAGCCUCUUUUCAAAUAAAGCAAAUG
This is a messenger RNA of Propithecus coquereli (Coquerel's sifaka), 1172 nucleotides long. It is a transcript of the gene NUDT6, whose product is annotated as nudix (nucleoside diphosphate linked moiety X)-type motif 6. NCBI's taxonomy places the organism in Eukaryota, Metazoa, Chordata, Mammalia, Primates, Indriidae. The transcript has 5 exons. Gene Ontology annotation, molecular function: ADP-ribose diphosphatase activity; NAD binding; NADH pyrophosphatase activity. The coding region runs from base 21 to 971 and encodes 316 amino acids. The record is from RefSeq and is a predicted model, not a curated record.